AUGGCAACCCCAGAAACAACUCGCUCGCCUUGCCCCGAUCGCAUAUUGGAUGACCUAGGCGGCGCCUUUGGCAUGGGCGCCGUGGGCGGAUCGGCUGUCCACUUCCUGAGAGGCAUCUACAACUCCCCCAAAGGCGAGCGAAUCAUUGGCGGCUCACAAGCCGUCCGUAUGAACGCCCUCCGUACGGGCGGCGGCUUUGCAGCCUGGGGGGGUCUUUUCUCCGCUUUUGACUGUUCUAUGGUAUAUCUAAGGCAAAAAGAGGAUCCCUGGAAUUCCAUCUUCGCUGGUGCCGCCACAGGCGGAUUCCUCCACAUGCGCCAAGGCCUUGGCCCGGCUUCUCGCUCGGCUCUCGUCGGCGGCGUGUUUCUCGCGCUUAUAGAGGGGGGUGGGAUCAUGUUAACUAAGGCCAUGAGCGGCCCGCAGAAUAUGCCUAUAUUUGUUGAGGACUUUCCAGAUGGGCUGCCCGCCUCCACGCCCCCCUGGUAUGAACGGUGGUUCGGUGGUGGUGAGAAGGAGGAGAAGAAGAGUGGUGGAGCGAAGACCGAGAUUUUGGAGAGCUUUGAUUCGCCUACGCCACCUACCUUUGAGUUGAAGUGA
Messenger RNA from Fraxinus pennsylvanica, 597 nucleotides. The record is from the annotation of a GenBank genome assembly. Lineage: Eukaryota; Viridiplantae; Streptophyta; Magnoliopsida; Lamiales; Oleaceae.